CGGCGCGGCGGCCCCGCCCCUCCCCUGCGUGCGUCCGCGUUGCCGAGGUAACCAGGAGGCAGCGGCGGGGCGCGGGAAGCCGCUCAACAUGGAGGACGUGCACGAGGGCCCGCGGCCGCGCAUCACCACCAGCCAGCUCGCGCAGCACGUGGGACAGCCCGUCUGCUUCGUGGGCCGCGUGCAAAAGAUUCACCCGAGCGGGAAAAUGUUUGUCCUCUCGGACGGCGAAGGCAAGAGCGCCACCGUGGAGCUCAGCGAGCCUUUAGAUGAAGAAAUCUCUGGAGUCCUUGAAGUGGUGGGAAGAGUAACAAAUCAGGCAACUAUCAUGUGUAUGUCAUAUGUCCAGUUCAGAGAAGAUAAAAGCCCUUUUGAUCUUGAGAUGUACAAUGAAGCACUAAAAGUAAUCCAGGAAUUUCCUGAAUAUUUCCCAUUUGGUAUUAUAAAAGAAUGAUCAACUCUUUCUGGUACAACUUCAGAAUGGAUGACAGUGGUUUAACCUUGCCAUUUUAGGAAGGCUUAACUUUUUUGCAGUUGAGAUGCUUAAGAGAUGUCUGCUAAAAUGUUUUGUCUGAUUGGACUGUCUGACAUCAACAUACUGACUUUCGGUGUCAUACUUGCCUUUUUCUGAUCUAUCCUAAAUUCAGUCUGUGUAGUUUUGUUGAAAGCAAUUUUUUACCGAAUUUUGUAUAUGCUUUAUUAAGAUCAUAUCCAGAGAAAUGCUGUAGCAAGUUAAUUUAGUUUCUGGUUAAAAUAGUUUCUACAUGCUUGUCCCCUGCCCGUCUCCUUAUUCAGCAUUUCCCAUUGUUAGAUAUUUAGUUACCAGAAAGUUUAUGAAAAUUAAGCCAUUCUGUGAGAGGGGUAUAAAAGUAUUGUUUAAAACAAGCAUUGUGCCUGAAUAUGAACUUUUGAACUACCUGGCAGUAAAACUUGAUCUUCUGUCUUGGAAACCAGUUACUUUUCCAAUAAAGUGUCAGGCUAUACUUGAAUUAAGUGUUAUGAUUGUUUUUAAAAUUGAUAAAUCUUUUCUUGAAGAGCUGUUUUUGUUAAUAAAUCACGUUCCGAGUUCUACCACUACCUGAUGUGAGUAAUUUUAAUUCCAACACCAACCAGGGCAUAAGAUGCCCAAACUCUCACACUGAUGUUAAACACAGUUGAAAAUUUAUUUUGAUAAUUUUUGUAUUUUUAAGCAGUCUUGUGUGGCCAUGACCAAAAAACAACCUGUAUUUUUGUUGACUAUAUAGGUAAAGGCACAAAGGAUUGAAUAGACAUGAGAGUGAACUAAUUUAAUUGCUAGAGAUGGUUCCAAGAGUAGUACACAAUAGAAAUCCAAGCUUCCCUACCAGUGCUCUCUAAAUUUUCAGGAUUCUUUUAAGCCUCUUAAGUCAGGACAUUUCAGGAACAAAUUCACAAAAGGAAAAUCUGACUGCAUUCUGUUAAUUUAUGCAUGGGUACCAGAUUUAAAUUAAAUGUUGUCAUUGUAGAUGUUGAAUGUACUCUCAUCCAUCAUCUUUCACAAAUUGUAGUUUUAUUACUGUCUAGAAUACCAGAUUUUAUUGUUACUUGUCACUUGCAAAAAGCUGUAUUUAAAGCAUUUGCAAUAUCUUUCUCUAGGUAAAUAAAAGCUCCUUUCUAGUUUAAAAAUA
This is a messenger RNA of Alligator mississippiensis (American alligator), 1643 nucleotides long. It is a transcript of the gene RPA3, whose product is annotated as replication protein A3. The transcript has 4 exons. Gene Ontology annotation, molecular function: single-stranded DNA binding; damaged DNA binding. The coding region runs from base 89 to 451 and encodes 120 amino acids. Gene Ontology annotation, biological process: DNA replication; double-strand break repair via homologous recombination; mismatch repair. The record is from RefSeq and is a predicted model, not a curated record. Gene Ontology annotation, cellular component: DNA replication factor A complex; nucleus; site of double-strand break. NCBI's taxonomy places the organism in Eukaryota, Metazoa, Chordata, Crocodylia, Alligatoridae.